This is a messenger RNA of Octopus bimaculoides (California two-spot octopus), 2266 nucleotides long. RefSeq lists its product as uncharacterized. Gene Ontology annotation, molecular function: cis-regulatory region sequence-specific DNA binding; DNA-binding transcription factor activity. The record is from RefSeq and is a predicted model, not a curated record. Gene Ontology annotation, biological process: regulation of DNA-templated transcription. Gene Ontology annotation, cellular component: nucleus. Lineage: Eukaryota; Metazoa; Mollusca; Cephalopoda; Octopoda; Octopodidae.
CGUGGUCUCGUUGCAAACUUCCGGUGAAAUCUAAUGGUGAAUGUAAGUGCGGCACGGCGAGGUGGAGGAGAUUCGGACCAUUCCGAGAGAAUAUUAGGUCAAGAAAAACAUUCUCAUUUUUGUAAAUAAGGAAAGCUAGCCUUUCCUGAUGCUGCCUCUAAUGGAGGAGUUAAACCCACUGAAAAUGACAAAUGGUGCUCUUGGAAAUGUUGCAAGGGCUGAUAUAUGGCCCAUGGCAAACAUGGGCAGCAACAGGAGCCUUGAUGAAAGUGAUGCUUCCAUGCGGCAAAGACUUGUCAAUAGUCUAAGCCAGAGCUUCCCAGGGAGUGCGCUGUCACGUGCUCUCAAUUAUAUGGACUCUGAUUCCGAAGAUAUGAAGACCGAUCCUCUGAGUAACAGUUGUUUCACAGAACUACGCCUUGAUAAAGGGCCCAUGGAUGAAGACGAUGAACUAACAAGCCUUGCGUGGCUGCAGGACACCAAUUUGAUCAAGAACAUUAAUGCUGGUGAGGUGGAUGACCAGCUAACAGAUGAGGACGGACAAAAAGAAAAUGGAGACAUACAAGCUGUGGUCCCUGCAUCAACCCCAAUACACCCACCCCAUGUACCAUAUAAUCCUCAAAAACAUAUCAACAAUAAACCCCCUUAUUCCUUUAGUUGCCUAAUUUUUAUGGCAAUUGAGGAAUCCCCACAGAAAAGCUUGCCUGUCAAAGACAUCUACUCUUGGAUAUUAAAGAAUUUCCCUUACUUCCUAAGCGCACCAACAGGUUGGAAAAAUUCAGUGCGGCAUAAUUUGUCACUGAAUAAAUGCUUCAAGAAGGUUGAGAAAGAAAAAGGCCAGAGUAUUGGCAAGGGUUCUCUCUGGUGCAUUGAUCCUGAUUAUCGACCCAACCUGCUCCAGGCCCUACGUAAAACGCCAUACCACCCUUACCAUCAAUUACAGAUGCUGGCCGGUAAUCAGACAGCUCAAACAAACUCCAAUAGUAAUCAAUACAAUGUGAAACCUGUGCCACUGGCCCCCAAAUUUAGCCCUAACAGCCUUUCACUUUCUCAUCUCUUCCCAUUUUUAAGCAAAAGGUUAGCUCAGUCUGGCUGUGAUACAGAUUCUGACAUCCAUGAUGUGGCAUAUACCUUGAUGUCUAUGAAAGGACUUAAUAAACAAAAUUCCAGACGAUCUGGAGAUGUGGAGAACUCAGGUGAAAAUAAUACUCGUUUGAAACUGAAAAGAAAACAAAGAGGUGCUCCAUAUGGUCCUGUUCGCAAAAAGCAAGCUGGCCCAAUUGUAUGUACCAGCAGCCCGAGUGAGGAUCACAACUACAGUGCCACAUCAACUCAAGCAACAGACGACGACAGCUAUGAUGUAUCCAGCUCUUCUAUCGAUGAUGAGUACGACUUUGGCCCUGAACCAGAUGAAGGUGAAGAUGAUGAGGAUGCCUACAGUGACUUUGACAGCUACCACAGUGAUUUUGAUGAAGAAGAGAGCUUCAGCGAAGAGGACACUGGGAACCGCCCACACCAGGCUAAUGGCUCUCAGCAAGCAGUGUCUUCAAACACAUCAGUUAUUACGUCUGUUGUCAGUAUGACAACUGCAAGCCCAAGCAUCGACUCUGCAACAAAGACUGUCACAAAAGAAGGAUUUCCUUUCGUUCCGCAGUCAGGUAAAAAUGCUAAUGAAGCUAGGGACAAAUUCAUUAACAGACAACACCGCAGUAAGAAGCGGUUGCCCAUUCUCGAUGAAGAUGAGAAGAAGAAAAUUGCCGAGGGUGCAGAUGCACUUUUGAACCUGGCAGGGAUCAAGACAACUCAGAUAACGAAAACAUCUACCACAGCUGCAGUUGCAGUCGUUGCAACGACAGCCACUACAAACACAUCACUCUCACUAACCCCUACACCAGCCAUUGAAGCACCGACAUUUACCGUGAUUGGUUCACAAGAUUCAACCUUAUUGAAUGGCUCAGAAACAUGGACAACAGAGCUUUGCAGCUCGGUGCUUGAGACAUCUGCCAACCAAAAUAAUGUUUCAGUACUCCAGCCCUCCACCACCACCACCACUUCCACCACCACCACCACCACUAAUCAACAGAAUGUCUUGGUUUUAGGUUCUCAAGAUAUAAAUCAAAUAAGAGUGAUUGAUAGAACAAUUCCAUCUUAUUCUUGCUGUAAUUGUUUUUGCUCCCUCAAGUUUGUAUUCAUUAUGUACUGUGUUUUCCUUCACCGAAAUGUGUUGUUUUACAUCUGCAACCUGGUCACUGGGUCUGUACCAUAG